Perkinsus marinus ATCC 50983 is the source of this 1644-nucleotide messenger RNA. RefSeq names its product ankyrin repeat domain containing protein. Gene Ontology annotation, molecular function: protein binding; GTP binding; GTPase activity. Bases 1 to 1644 code for a protein of 547 amino acids. Lineage: Eukaryota; Perkinsozoa; Perkinsida; Perkinsidae. The record is from RefSeq and is a predicted model, not a curated record. The transcript is spliced from 16 exons.
AUGACAUCCAACCUGCUAGCCGCACUUAAGGUCAACGGCGCCAACAAGAGACGAACCUUCUUCGGCGGCGCUGGGGUUGAACCCCAACCGCCAAACCCCUUUAUCGAGGCUGCUAAGGCCGGGGAUGUAGACCGCCUCAAAGAGCUCUUGAAAGACCCAAAGCAUAAGGUUGACCAGAAGGACCCAGCCGGGAUGACUGCCCUCAUGCAUGCCGCUAAAAAUAGUUACUUAGACGUCUGCAAGGCACUUUCCGAGGGAGGGGCUCGCUUUUCGGCGAAGGACAAUGCCGGGGAGACGGCCCUCAUGAUGGCUGCUAAGAACGGCAGCACCAGUGACGUUAUACGCUUCUUGGUCGAUGCUCAAAUAGAGCAACGUCGGAAGGCACAAGUUGUCAGUUUGACCGGACUCAACGAUGGUCCAUCCAAGGCUGAACAGCGUCGUGUUGUUGAUGCCACUGACGAUGAAGGCGUCACUGCGUUGAUGAAAGCUGCUGAGGCCGGCCAGUCGGAGGUUGUCGAGCUGUUGAUAUCAUUACAUGCCAAUGCUGAGGCUAAGGAUGACGAGGGGUGGAGGGCCAUCAUGUGGGCUGCUAUGGCUGGGCAGCUGCCCAUUGUUGAAUGGCUCGUCACAGAGCACUCCCAGGAGGUGGACUACCAGACAGAGAACGGAGAGAACGCUCUGAUGAAGGCGGCUGCUAGCGGCCAUUGGGACGUCUGCAAGUUCCUCCUCGACAAUGGUGCCAAAGUCAAUGCCCACGAUCGGGAGUACCAAACACCGCUCAUGUGGGCUGCUGCAGCUGGCCAUCUGCAUGUGGUCCAGGGACUCAUAUCGUUCGAUGCUAAAGUCGACACUCAGAGUCGGACCGGCAAGACCGCGUUAAUACUAGCAUCCACCUUUGGGAGAGCCGACGUCUGCAAAUACCUUGUAGAGGAGUGCAAGGUACGAGUCGACACUCAGGACAAUGAGGGCUUCAACGCGCUCUCAGCGGCUAUCGGGAACGACGAUAGCCGCAUCUGUUCAUUGUUGAUCGACCAUGGAUGUCCGUUAGAGGCUCAUACCACUCGAGGAGAAACUCCUCUAAUUCUGUCGGCCCGCUAUCACGCCUUGGAGUGCGCCAAGCUCCUGUUGCAAGCUAAUGCCAAUUUAUUCACUGCUGAUGAGAACGGGCAGACGGCCUCGGACCACGCCGAAGGGACUUUGAGCAGCAGAAUGUCACCAACCGGUGAGCAGAGGACUGCUUUCAUGGAGUGUCUCGUCAGAUCGCUCGAGGGUUCAGCAGGCAUUAAUGUGGAUGUUCCCGUUCGACAUGAUGUUAAGAUGAGGGCUAAUGACCAACGAAGGGAGACUCUACCAAUUUAUGGACGUCAGUCUCAGAUGUGGUUGCCAUUGGCCGACUCAUGUCUGGGAGAGAAACCCUAUGUUCCUAUAGUGUUUUUCGCCAACAAAAUGGACCUCCCGGAUGCGGCCUCGUUGGAAGAAAUAUCAGCCGGAAUCGGAUUGCCAUCACUGGCCUCUUCACGACGGCCCACCAAUAUAGUGCGUUGUUCGGCUACGACCGGAGAAGGGGUGGAGGAAGGCAUAAUGUGGCUAAUCGACAUGAUUAAGCAGAACCGUAAUGCGGCAGCGAGCACGCAAUUAAGAUAA